Drosophila eugracilis is the source of this 1462-nucleotide messenger RNA. Its product is annotated as MIT domain-containing protein 1. Bases 547 to 1368 code for a protein of 273 amino acids. NCBI's taxonomy places the organism in Eukaryota, Metazoa, Arthropoda, Insecta, Diptera, Drosophilidae. The transcript has a single exon. The record is from RefSeq and is a predicted model, not a curated record.
GCAAAGAUUUAAGGAUUAGUGAUUCUUAAAGUAUGAUUAAGUUUUGGUACCAUUUCUUGGGUGUUUUUACUAAGAAAAUAUAAGGAAAGUGCAAGAAUUUGGAAAUUCCUUGACAGAUUUCGAAAGGGUUAGUAGCCGUACAUAAAGUUUAAAAAACUUUUCCUUCAAAGAACCAAAUUUUCUUGAGAUAAAGCUUCAGUGCUGAUAAUUAUUAGUAAUAAUCACUUUUUGGAAUUUAGUUUCAGUUUUAACAAGUUUUUUAAUUACAUAUUUUAUCUAAGUAACCCUCUUUCAAAAAUCGUUACCAACAUAUUUACUUUAUAAAAUUUUCAAUAUAACAGGGCAUAGAAUCUAACUAACUCAGCAGAUUAUUUUUUAGGUUCUUAGUAAAAAUAUUUAAGGUUUCUUUUAUCAAUUGAUUGUCAAAGAAAAAAUGAAAAUCUACACUUGUCAAAACAGUUUUACUAUAAACAAUCAACAUUCAAAUAAUUCCCUCAAACUCUAAAUUUCUGUGUAGUCAACAAUUUUUGCUUUUCGGUCCGAACAAUGACAACCAGCCCAAGCUUUGCUGAAGUGGAUGUUGGCGAGCUGCCGAAACUGGAGGCCAUCAUCAGGGCCCUGAAAUGCGAGCAGACUGGUCACAUUAUGGAGGCGAUACUGCUCUAUGAGGAGAGCAUCUUCAAGUUGUCCCAAAUGGCUGAGGCGGAGCCUAGCCAUCGCCAGCUAUGUGGGAAGUACUUGAAGAUGUACGAGGCGCGGGCCAAACAGCUGAGGGAUCAGGUCAAGGGUCACUUGCAGAGCAGCCGAAUGCUGGAUCACAUCAUCAUCGAGCAGGGUGCCAGGGGCAGGAGCUACCAGCGAUUGUUUGGCCCGUAUUUGGACGACGGCGUCCGUGAAGCCCAUCUCAACGAGCCUCAUCUCACGGAGCCGUCUCACUUUAGAAAUCUGCUUAACUUUCUGGAGGUGCUGGUCAAGAACUGUCGAUAUCUAAAGUACAUUCGCUUGACCACUCGACCAGAUCCGCUGGCACCAAAAAAUCAAUUACAGAUGCUACAGCAGAUGAAGAACGACCUGGCCGUUGGCAAUAUCCAGAUGAACUUCCAAAUGGACAACAGCCUGCAUGAUCGCAAAAUUGUGCUCAGCUCGGGAGUGGUCAUCAAGAUUGGCAGAGGUCUCCACUACUUUGAGCCAAUGGAGAGCUCUUACACCCUUGGUCUAUGCGAUUUUGAUUUUCGCAAAUGCCUGGCCACCGAGGUAGACAUCUGGAAGUGUCGAGCUUUUGCUAAGCGGCUCAAGGAACCGCAGGACGGCGAGUAUCAAGCCUCGAAGGAGGAUCGUCCGCAGGCACAUGGCUACUCCAGCGAUUAGCAAGAGUGAGAGUGAGAUUUGGUCGUCGGUUGGAAUUAGGUCAGCCGCCUUAUCACAGCAGUACACGGAAUUAAUAAAAGCAGCAGGUUGUUAA